Messenger RNA from Dryobates pubescens (Downy woodpecker), 4010 nucleotides. RefSeq names its product L1 cell adhesion molecule (gene L1CAM). Gene Ontology annotation, biological process: cell-cell adhesion. Bases 101 to 3916 code for a protein of 1271 amino acids. The record is from RefSeq and is a predicted model, not a curated record. NCBI's taxonomy places the organism in Eukaryota, Metazoa, Chordata, Aves, Piciformes, Picidae. The transcript is spliced from 28 exons. Gene Ontology annotation, molecular function: protein binding.
CGGGCGGGGGCUGCCUGGAGGGGGCGGGGCCAGGAUUAUGUCAGGCUCGCGCUAGCCGCAGCCCCGCGCUGGGAGCGGCCGGAGCAGCCCGGCCCCGGUCAUGGCUCAGCCCCGGGGGCUCUUCCUCGUCCUCCUCCUCCUCCUGUUGGGAGGGGGGCCCGGAACUGCCGUCGUGAUCCCCCCGGAGUUCCCGCAGCCCCCGGAGCUGAUCGAGGAGCCCCCUCCUCAGCUCGUGGUGUUCCCCAGCGAUGACGUCAUCAUGAAGUGUGCCGCCACCGGGAACCCCCCGGUCCAGUACCAGUGGACACGCGAGGAGCUGCCGUUCGAGCCCCAGGAGCACCCCGGGGUGUGGCUGGGCCCCGAGCCGGGCACGCUGCAGAUGAACGCCAGCGCCGCCGGGCGGCUGCAGGGAGUAUUCCGCUGCCGGGCGAGCAACGAGCUGGGCACGGCGCUGUCCCGGGAGAGCCGCCUGAUCGCCGAGAACACACCACAGUGGCCCAAGGAGAAGGUGACGCCAGUGGAGGUCGAGGAGGGGGACCCUGUGGUGCUGCCCUGCGACCCCCCCAAGAGUGCUGUGCCCCCCAAGAUCUAUUGGCUCAACAGCCGGAUCGUGCACAUCGCGCAGGACGCGCGGGUGUCCAUGGGCCAGGACGGGUUCCUGUACUUCGCCAACGCGCAGGUGGGCGACAGCCACCCGGACUACAUCUGCCACGCGCACUACCUGGGGCCCAGGACCAUCAUCCAGAAGGAGCCCCUGGACCUCCGCGUCACCCCCAGUAAUUCGCUGCAGUUCCGCCGGCCCCGGCUGCUGGUGCCCAGGGAGCCGCAGCCCCCCGUGGUGGCGCUGCGGGGGGAGACGCUGGUCCUGGAGUGCAUCGCGGAGGGGCUCCCCACGCCCGCCGUGCGCUGGCGCCGCCUGAACGGGGAGCUGCCGCCCCGCGCCGUGCUGGAGAACUUCAACAAGACGCUGAGGCUGCGAGAGGUGCGGGAGGAGGACGACGGAGAGUACCGCUGCGAGGCCUCCAACAGCCGCGGCACGGCGGCCCACAGCCACCGAGUCACCGUGCAGGCGGCGCCGUACUGGGUGCGGCAACCCCAGAGUGGGGUCUUCGGGCCGGGGGAGUCGGCGCGGCUGGACUGCAGGGUGGGAGGCAAGCCCAGACCCCUCCUCAGCUGGAGCAUCAACGGCGUCCCCCUGAACGAGGCUCCCGGCGCUGCCCGCUGGGUGCUGCGGGACGGAGCUCUGCUGCUGCCCCAGCUGCUGCCCAACGAAUCCCUGGUGGCACAGUGCCAGGCCCGGAACCCCCACGGCCACCUCCUGGCCAACGCCUUCGUGCACGUCGUAGAGCUGCCGGUGCGGAUCCUGGGGCCGGCGCAGGCUCCGUACGCGGUGGUGGAGAACGGAACCGCCCUGCUGCACUGCCGAACCUUCGGGACCCCCACUCCCAGCAUCCAGUGGCUGACGCCGGCGCUGGAGCCGGCGCUGCUGGACGACAGAGUCUUUGUCUUCACCAACGGAACGCUGCGGCUGGCGCCGGUGGGGCGGGGGGACGCGGGGCCCUACACCUGCAGGGCGGACAACGGCCACAGCAACGCCUCCGCCACCGCCCUGCUGCACGUCAGAGCCCCCACCCGGCUGCUGGAGACCCCCCGCAGCGUGACGGCCAAGAAGGGGCAGGCGGUGACCUUCCGCUGCGUGGCGCAGUUCGACCCCCAGCUGACCACCAACGGCCUGGAGUGGCGCCGCGACGGGGAGCUGCUGCGGGACACCCCCGACAGCGACAAGUACUCGCUGCUGGGGGACACCCUGCGCGUCUCCGGGGUGGACUAUGGGGACCAGGGGACCUUCUCCUGCCGCGCAUGGACCCUGCUGGACCACGUGGAGGCGGCGGCGGAGCUGCGGGUCGUGGGCCGGCCGGGUCCCCCCCGGGACCUGCAGGUGCUGGAGGUGGGCGAGAGGCAGGUCCGGCUGAGCUGGACCCCCGGGGAGGAGCACAACAGCCCCGUGGAGAAAUUCGUGGUGGAGGAGGAGGAGGGGAUCUUCAGCCCGGGGGUCUUCGAGGAGCGGCUGACGGUGCCGGGGGGACAGCCCUGGGCCGCCCUGUCCCUGUCCCCCUACGGCCGGUACCGGUUCCGGGUGCGGGCUGCCAACGCCUACGGCCGGGGCGAGCCCAGCGCCGCCAGCGCCGCCAUCAGCACCCCGCCGGCGGCCCCUGAGCAGAACCCCGGGGGGGUCAAAGGCGAAGGGAACGAAACCAACAACUUGGUGAUCAGCUGGGAGCCGCUGCCCCCCCGGGCCUGGAACGCCCCCCAGGUGCAGUACAGAGUGCAGUGGAGGCAGCUGGAGCCCGCGGGGGGGCCCUGGGAGGAGCAGACUGUGGGGGGCCCCCCCCUGGUGCUGGGGGACACCCCCACCUUCAGCCCCUACCAGAUCCGGGUGCAGGCCAUCAACGAGGUGGGGAAGGGGCCGGAGCCCCCCCUGGUCACCGGAUACUCAGGGGAGGAUUUGCCCCUGGUGUACCCUGAAAACGUGGGGGUGGAGAUCGUGAACAGCAGCAGCGUGAGGGUGGAGUGGAGCCUGCAGAGGGACCCCAAAAUGCUGCGGGGGCACCUGAGAGGAUUUCGGGUGCUGUACUGGCGGGAUGGGUGGGUGGGCGAGCGAGCCCGGCGCCACGCCCCCGCUCCUGAGCCCCCUCCCCAGAACGGGGAGGGCCCCCCCGGGGUGCUGACGGUGAGCGGGGAGGCCUCGGGGGUGCUGCUGGGGGGGCUGCGGCCCUGGAGCCGCUACCGGCUGCGAGUGCUGGUGUUCAACGGGAGGGGCGACGGCCCCCCCAGCGACGAGUUCCGCUUCGAGACCCCCGAGGGAGUGCCAGGCCCCCCCGAGCAGCUGCUGCUGGAGCGGGUGGGGGACUCGCGCCUGGCGCUGCGCUGGCGCCGCCCGCGGCACCCCAACGGCCUCCUGACAGGCUUCCUGCUGCAGUACCGCAGGGAGCCCCCAGGUCCCUACGACGACGCCGACGAUGACGCCGGCGAUGACGUCACGGAAGAAGCCUCCCCCCCCGAAAUGUCCUUCCCCCCCGGGACCCUGAACACCACCCUGCGGGGGCUGCACCGCCGGGCCCGGUACCGCAUCCUGCUGCGGGCCCUGACCGCCGCCGGCGCCGGCCCCCCCCUGCAGCGCCUCGGCAGCCUCAGCCCCGAGCCCGCUCUGCCCCUGCUGGGGGUCGUGGAGGUUGGGGAGGUGGGCGAGGACUUCAUGGAGCUGCGCUGGAGCCUGGCCCGGCCCCAGCCCGACCUGGAGUUCGAGGUCCAGAUCCAGAGCAAAAGCAGGGAGGGUCCCUGGUUCCUCUCGGGCCGCACCAACUCCUCGGCUCGGCGCUUCCGGCUGGAGGAGCUGCACCCCGGCACCUCCUACCGCGUGCAGUUCGUGGGGCGCAGCCACAGCGGGGAGAGCGUCCCCUUCUGGCAGAGCGAGGUGCAGACCAACGGCACCCUGCUGCUGGUGCCCGCGGGCUCCUUCGCCACCCAGGGCUGGUUCAUCGGCUUGGUGAGCGCUGCGGUGCUGCUGCUGCUGCUGCUGCUCAUCCUCUGCUUCAUCAAGCGCAGCAAGGGGGGCAAGUAUUCGGUGAAGGACAAGGAGGACACCCAGGGUGACUCAGAGGCUCGGCCCAUGAAGGAUGAAACCUUCGGGGAGUACAGGUCCUUGGAGAGCGACGGGGAGGAGAAGGCGUCGGGCAGCUCGGUGGCGCCCCCCGGGGGCGGCCUGGGCAGUGACGACAGCCUGGCCGGGUACGGCGGCAGCGCCGACGUGCAGUUCAACGAGGACGGAUCCUUCAUCGGGCAGUACAGCGGCGCCCGCGGCACCGCCGGCAGCUCCCCCCCCAACAGCCCCGGCGCCGCCCCCGCGCUCGACUGACCCCCGCCAGCGGGGCACGGGCGCGGGGGAGCCCCCCCCGGCCCUCGGGGACCACCCCCGGGGCUUGGGGAGCCCCUACAGGACUUGAGGACUC